AAUUCAGUGACAGUGCACGUUCUCUACUGCGUAGAAUGGAUGGUUGACUGUUUGUGCUAAUAUUAACUUCAAUUUAGUGCCAGAUAUAAUAGUACACACUACGCGAGUGAUAGAUAAAUAAUACCAACAGUUUAGUUUUGUGAUCGAAACUAGUUAUAUAAUAAAACAAAGUUAUUUUUGCAAUAAAUAGUUUAGCUUUUAGUUUAGUGAAAUUCAGUGCUAAUAUUAUACAAUAUCGUUCUCUCCUCUGACAUUGACAACGCAGUGAUCGCCCCGCCGUUCUGUUUCUCCAUUACCAAAUGUUAUAGAAACUGUUAAACACUAAAAAAUAUGUUAGUUUCUCUGGAUGGGCUGCAUAGCGGCGUGCCAACCAGGACCACGCCCACUUUAACACCCACCACUCUCAGAAACAUCGAGCAAACUUUCUACGAACUCCAGAGUAGCGAAACCUUGCGCCAAUCCAGCCACCAGGCCGGUUUCGUGCCGCCCCCUGCUCAACAGAUAACGCAGGAAAUAACGUCCCGCACCAGUAUGAGCACCUCCGGUUCAUGGCAAGGUCCUUCUCAGAGCGAAAUGGACACGACGUCGCAACAGAUGGCCACGACGAACACCAGGACGAACCGUCGAAGCACGGGCGGCCGAAGACCAACCAAAGCGACCAACAUCAGCCCCGAGGAAGAAGAAAGGCGAUGCAUCAGGAGGGAAAGGAAUAAAAUGGCAGCGGCGAGGUGCAGGAAGCGCAGGAUGGACCACACGAAUGAGUUGAUUGAUGAAACAGAACAGUUGGAAAGAAAACGUCAAACGUUGCAAGGAGAGAUACACCAAUUAGAACUUGAAAAACAAGAUCUAGAAUUCUUAUUAGAAACACAUCGUGCCUGCUGUAAAAAGCUUUUCCAAUCUGGGAAUAACUCCCGGCCUGAAAGUCCAACCGACAUCAAACCAUUUGCAGCGCUUUUGGCUGCUUCAGACCCGCCUUUAAUCAAAUUGGAACCGUUGGACGACGAAUUAUCAUUACCCAAAGAAAGCCUAUCGCCGAAUCAGGAUCCAGUAAUGAAUCCGGACCCUAUAAUCACCAAAAUCACAUCAACUCCUUCUGUAUAUACGAGUACGGCGGAGUGUUUAGUAAGUAAACCGAACCGGCCGAAUUUGCUGAACCUGCCUUUAACGCUGCCGCCUUCCCAGACGCAAAUAUUGAAGAAUGUUCCUGAGAUUGCUGGGAUUCCAAUAACCACUCCUUCGACGGGUAUACCGUUCAAUUUUGAGAGUUUGAUGGAAGGCGGCACAGGUCUGACGCCUGUUUCAGGACCACUGACACCAAAUUCUAAGAACCCAUCAACGACGAAAAUAUUCAGAAUCAUGUAAAUA
Messenger RNA from Ctenocephalides felis (cat flea), 1365 nucleotides. RefSeq names its product transcription factor kayak (gene kay). Gene Ontology annotation, cellular component: nucleus. The coding region runs from base 331 to 1362 and encodes 343 amino acids. The transcript is spliced from 2 exons. Gene Ontology annotation, biological process: regulation of transcription by RNA polymerase II. Gene Ontology annotation, molecular function: RNA polymerase II cis-regulatory region sequence-specific DNA binding; DNA-binding transcription factor activity, RNA polymerase II-specific. The record is from RefSeq and is a predicted model, not a curated record. NCBI's taxonomy places the organism in Eukaryota, Metazoa, Arthropoda, Insecta, Siphonaptera, Pulicidae.